Molecule: messenger RNA, 352 nt
Organism: Drosophila ananassae
Lineage: Eukaryota; Metazoa; Arthropoda; Insecta; Diptera; Drosophilidae
Product: daisho2
Exons: 2
Coding region: 155-295 (46 amino acids)
Source: RefSeq, a predicted model, not a curated record
GGCGUAUCAGCGUCUUUGGGUAUUUUUUGUAGUCUAUGGAAAUUCCAGAUUCUCAAUCCAGCUUUAGCUCGUGCUCAAUGCAUCCGACCCAGCUAUAUAAGAAACGCUCCCAGAUCUCUCCAAUCAAAGUAGAAUCUGAUUUUACGCUGUAAACAUGAACUGCCUGAAGGUCUGUGGAUUUUUCUUCGCGCUUAUUGCGGCUCUGGCCGCAGCAGAGGCUGGUACUCAAGUGAUAAAUGCCGGUGGCCACACGCUCAUCCAAACUGAUAGAGGGCAAUACAUUCGCAAGAACUAAAUAAGAAGCAAUGGAAAAUACAAAUAAAAUAAGCUAAAAAAGUAUAAAAUAUUUAAA